AUGGGUACAGUAAAUAUAGAACUUAUACAUUUUGAAAAGAAUGUUUCUUUAAGUUAGAGCACAUUUUUCAAGACAUUCUCUGAAAUGCAAUAGAAGUAUUUAAAAUAUAUGAUGAUAUAAAAAGGGCUGCAAUAACGAAUCAAGUAGCUCGAAUUCCAUCACCAAAGGAAAGAUUGUAGGUUUCACUAUCUCACAACAAAAAAUAGAGUGAAACAAUAAUAAAUUAAAGUAGAGAAAGAUUAGAAAUAGCAAUGAUUGAAGCUCUUUCUUUGACAUAGAAGAAUAGAAAUAAGAAUUAUUAGAAAUUAAAAAGGCGGCGAGAUUAAGGUCAUAAGAAAGCAAUGGAAUUAAAACCAUAAUAAAAAGGUAUAGGAUAGCAAUUAAAGAGAAAGUUUUUUAGUUGCCUUAAUUAGACAGUCCUUUAGAGAAUAGUAUAGACAGUCCUGCUUAGUUAAGUUUUUAUUUUGAGUCUCAACGUGUAAUACGUGAUAUAAAGACAUUUAAACCAUCAUUUACAGAAUAGGCAGCAUUUGGAUUAUUGAAUGAUUAGCUAUAUUUAUAUGGAGGCAUUGGAGGAGAUGGUGUUAGAAAUUAAAUGUUGAAAUAUGAUAUAAGUAUAUAAGUGAGUAUUAUUUAAGAAUUUUAAGUAUGGCAAAUAGUAUAAGGAAACGGAGAACAUCCAAAGUAAGGUAGAGCAGGUUUGUCAAUCGUAUAAUACAAAAAUAAAUUUGUGUAUUUUGGAGGUUGUGGAUAAUUCAAUCCAAAAUUAAAGAUAAGAGAAUGUUCUAAUUCAGUAUUUGAAUAUACAGUAAGUAAUUCAUAUUGGGAGAAAUUACAUCCCUAAGGAGAUUUUGUGGAACCGAGGAGAUAACAUAGAGCAUGUUUAAUAGGAUCGAAAUGGAUGAUGAUUUACGGUGGAAUUAAUCAAAAUGAAGAAGUACUCUCUGAUACUUGUGUAUUGAAUAUAGAAAAAUAAUAUUGGAAACUAUAUAAAGUAAAAGCUACACCAAUAUGUUGUCAUGCUCUAGUUAAUAUAUCAUCAUAAGGUAAAUUUUAAGAUAUUAUUCAAAAUGAAUUAAUGCCUUAAGAUAUUGUUUAUUCAUUUGGAGGAAAGGAUGCUGAAGGCAAUUCAGUAAACACAAUUAAAAAAUUGAAUUAUUGUUCUUUUAAUAAUAUUCCACUUUCUUGGGAUGUUAUUGAAUGUAAAGGUAUAGCUCCUCCUCCUAUGCAUAAUCAUACUGUUGAGUAUUUAAGAAAAGUUUAAGGUAUAGCAAUAAUUGGUGGACUUAGAGAUUUUAUAUUGAAUGGAACUUUAGAAUCAGAUCAAUAUUUCAUAUUUUAUCCUCAUUUAAAUCUUUGGUAAGAAGUAAUAGCUGAAGGUUAAAGAAUUCCAAGAUGUGCACAUUCUACUGUUUUACUUAGCUCUAAAAUUGCAGUCUUUGGAGGAAUUGGUAAUGAACGCUAUUUAGAACCAGAUGUGGGAUUCAUUGAAACUGAUUAGAUGCAAGUUUUUAAUAAAGUCACUAAAGAUAAAAUUAAUCACAAUACUAAUAUACUUUCUAAUAUUGAAGAACCUAACAAACUUGAAAAUUCAUUUAGAAAAAGGAAGUCUCUCUUCCAAGAUGAAUCAGAAAUCUCUGAUACAUAAAAACCUUUCAGAAUCACACUUCGUAAGACCACUUAAGCUAGAAGAUCAUACUUGCCAAAUCCGCAUCGUAAAUAAGUACUCAUUAGAUAUGAUAUUUUGAUUGGAUUCAUCAACAAAGUCAUACGUGACAAUCUUCAUAUACUCUUGAAUUUUGAUAAAUAUCUAGAAAGAUAAAUUAUAUGA
Paramecium sonneborni is the source of this 1831-nucleotide messenger RNA. NCBI's taxonomy places the organism in Eukaryota, Ciliophora, Oligohymenophorea, Peniculida, Parameciidae. The record is from the annotation of a GenBank genome assembly.